GAUUGUGAAAUGAUUCUUUCUCUGAAGUUUUGUCGAUUAGUUUUUCUUUCUCGUUCACCUUCAAUUAUCUGUGGUGAUUGAAGUAACAGUAGCGUCAAUUAGGGAUUUCGUCGAUUGGUUUUUUCUUUUUCUUUUUAGGGUUCUGCUAAAUCUCUGAAGUUUGGGUUUUCUCAAUUAGUUUAGGGGGUUUUCAUCGAUUAUACAAGGGGUUUUGUUUUCUGUAGUUUCAAUUGGUGUUUUGCGGCUGUGAUUUUGAUCUUGUGAAUUUGAGGCAGUGGGGUUUCGUCGAUUGAAGAACUGGGGUUGUCAGGUUUCAUCUCUGAAGAGCUGCAAUUGGAAUCGUUUUCGAGAUUUCAAUGUCAUUCUUGUGUGUUGGCUUAAUUGGGGAAGGAGUGUUUGUUGAAUCUGAAUUGGGGUUUUCUUUGUGAAACUUUGAAGCAUCUGAUUUUGGCUUCUACGAUUGGCUGUUGCAGGAGUUGAGACAGUAGGAAUUUGAGGCAGUGGGGUUUUCAUCAAUUGAAGAAUUGGGGGAGUUUACAACUAAUAGUUCUCCAUCUUUUGUGGUGCAAUGGGUGUUUAAAACUACUAGUUCUUCAUCCAUUCCACCUGCACAACAACAAGCAGUAAUUGGUCUUCUGUAAGUGGUUUCUUUGUUCUGUAUAGGUGUUUGGUGUUGCAGAUUUUUAUAGAGGCAUUACAAUUCGAUUUAGCAUUUUGAGAUUUGGUUUCCUGUGUGAGUAUUUGUUUUUACAGCAUUUGGGGUGUUUGCAUUCAAAAUUCAAGGGUUUCUUCAGUGGUACAGGGUAAUUCAGUGCUUUGUGGUGUUUUAAAAUAGCUUCUUCUUUGAGCAGUUUUGGAGGUUUUGUGGUGUUUUAGGUAUCAAUUGUUUGAUUGCUGGGUGAAUUCGAAGCUGAUUUAGGAAGUGAUUUGGUUGUAAGGUAGAUGGUUACUGAGUAACCCUUUAUCCUCAGUGGUGCUAGUAUAAUUAGUGUUUUGGUAUAUGGUAAUUUGAGUUUUAAUUAGUGUUGAAAACCUAAAUUCCCAUACACUAAACUCUAAUUUUUAGUUAUAGGUAUUCAAUCACUUGUUUUUCCAAACCUAGGGUUGUUGUUGUGGUUGUUUGUAUACUACUUAGCUUUAUGACUAUAAGACGAUCUUCUAGAUCAUCAUCAUCUUCUCUGGAUGAUAAUGGAUCCUCUUCAAGAUCUGUUCCCACAUCUCAAAUGACAUAUGCAACAACACACGAUGGUCGGGCUCAUUGUCCAUUUACCAAUUAUGAUGGAUGCCGUGAUGGUUUCGGGGGUAGGGGUUAUGCAAGAACUUCAAUUUACAGACAUAUAAAAGAUAUGCAUUUCCCUAAUGAGGAAGCAAAGGAGAUCUGCAGAAAGCAGGUACGUACCAAUCUGGACUGCUACAAUGCUUGGGAAAAGGAGUUAGAUGAUAUGCAAUUGUGGUUGUGUAUGAAGUGUUUACACACACAUGUAUGGAUGAAAGCGUGUCGUGAUCCAAGUCAUAUUAGUGAAGUUAUCAAUGGGCCUUUCAACGACACUAGGGCUGAUUUAUGGUACUGCGAAACCUCAACCUCAACAUGCACUGAAUGCCGCAGAUGAUAGUACACCGAUUGAUGAGACUGUGGGUACCUUAACUGUUGAGAUGCUUGAUCUAAUUUUUCAACGAAAAAUACCAACUACAGUAAGUAUUCCCCCACCUUGUAGACUACAGUUCUCUAGAGCCUUGAAAUCUUCACUCGAUAAUGUGAUUGCUAAACCCUUAGAUUUAUAUGCAUGGUUGAAUCUGUUGUUGUUGCCUGUCUGCACUUUGAAUUUGUAUAUGCCUAAAAAUUCCAGUGAAGAGAGAUCAGGUGUAAGGAAGAAGUUACAGAUAGUUUCCAUCAACGAAGCACUUGCAACUUGGAAAGAACCUUACGGAUGUUACAGUUUGGUGCAAAAAGUUUUGGAGUUGUCCAAACCCAACCACCACCAGCAAAAACAGUCUGUCAGAAAGGUGAAGGAUGUCAAUCUUGAGGCCUUUAGAAGGAAGCUAAGCAGUGGUCUUUACACAGCCGCAAUCCUUGUUCUGUCAUCUGAUGGGGUUGCUCCAUCUACACCGGACAAAUUACAUGAAUUGCAAUUGAAACAUCCCUCUGCAGCACCUCCAGUCAUUCCAGCGGAUAAUCCCUCGUCAAAUGCAUUAUGUGUGGAUUCUAAAAGUGUCUUACAGGCUUUGAAGAGCUUCCCCAAAGGAACCGCGUGUGCUAGAGAUGGUCUUAGAGCCCAACAUUUUUUGGAUGCUCUCAGUGGUGCAGCUGCAUCUGUAGCAGAAGACCUCUUACAUUCUAUUGUGGGGGUUGUUAAUCUAUGGAUGGAGGGUAGAUGUCCUGCCAUUCUUAGUGAGUUUGUCGCAAGUGCACCAUUGACUCCUUUGCUCAAUCCGGGUGGUGGUUUGAGACCCAUCGCAGUGGGCACAAUAUGGCGAAGAUUAUGUUCCAAGUUGGCUGCAACUUUGGUGUGUAAAUAUUUGACUACAUACCUUGGCAAUCAUCAUUUUGGUGUCGGAAUACCAUGUGGUGGGGAAGCCAUCUUACAUUCAGCGAACAAGCUUGUGUAGUUGAAAGGUAGCCAAGAGAAUAUGACCAUGAUGCUCGUAGACUUCACCAACACAUUCAACAUGGUGGACAAGACUGUUUUAGUCAAUGAAGUUCGAUCCGAAUGUUCCAGCAUUGCAAGGUAGAGUUGAGAAGUCUAUACAUUUAAUGAACUCCAUUAAGAAGCUAAAAUACCCACAGAGUGAAUUACUUCUCUUGCGUAACUGCAAUGGAGUGUCCAAGUUGUAUUUCACUUUGCGUACAACUUCUCCCUUAGCACUGCAGUCUGCCACGACUUUGUUUGACACUCAUCUGGUUCAAUAUUUGAGGCACUUGGUGGUUGGUGAUGGCGCUGGUUUUGGGCUACUACAACAGAGAAUUGCUACACUUCCCAUUUCAGAUGGUAGAUUGGGAGUACACACCAUGGCAGACACAUCUAGGUACUGUUAUCUUGCUUCAUAUGCUCAAACACGAUAUUUGCAAAACACUAUGUUGCAGGGUGGAUCCAUAUCUGAACCCAGUCAGAGCUUCCAUCACACAUUGCAGGCAUACAUUCAGGUUUGUGGUCUUCAUCCUUAUGAUUUCGAUAUUAAUACUGUUGCCCCCCAUUUCAUGAAGUCACUGGCGGCUCGUUAUUUUGCUGAAAUCAUGAAGAAUUUGCCCAUCAACUUCGUUAUCUGCAAGAGAUGCUGCACUUUGGCAAUGUAAUAAAGUUGUUCAUGCUAUGUAUUUUAUCAAGGCUAUACCCAUUCAGGGCUUGAAUCAAUCUAUUGGGCCUCGGCAAUUUCGUGCAGUUUUGAGUUACAGAUUAGGUAUUCCCAUGUUUGCAGCUAACAGUUUGUGUACUUUUUGUAAAAGGGAUAUGUACAUAUAUGGUGAUCAUGUUGUUCAUUAUGCCAGCGAAGUCGGUGGUAAGUUCCGACAUGAUAUGGUACGUGAUACUUUUGCAGACAUAUGUUAUAAAGCUAGUGUUGCAGCUCGUACAGAGGUUCGUAUGGGUUUCUUGCCGGAUUCCGUUAAAGCUAUGAGGCCUGCAUAUUUGUUGGUUUAUAACUGGGACAAUGGCAGGGACGUUUGUUAUGAUGUCACAGGUACCUCCACAUUUACUAGUGCCCGAACUACUUCCUUUACCCCAUUCCAAGCAAUUUCGGAUGCAGUCACUCGCAAGCGCAAUAAGUACUUGGACAAGUGAUUAACACAUGGAUAUGAGUUUGGGGUGUUGGCUUUUACUACAUUUGGUGAGUUAGGUGAUGAUACUUGUGUUUUUUUGAGAAGGUUGAGGAACUAUCUUGCUAGUCAAGAUGCCAAUUGUAAAGUAUGAGGGUCUGUUUUUUAUAGAAUAGGUAUUAUUAUUCAAAAGGGAGUCGGUGCCCAGAUUGUUGCUAGGCUACCAACACCCUCGAUGUAAAAACUGUCUUUGUAAUAUAUUAUUUCCUAUUAAAAGCCUUA
Molecule: messenger RNA, 4033 nt
Organism: Papaver somniferum (opium poppy)
Lineage: Eukaryota; Viridiplantae; Streptophyta; Magnoliopsida; Ranunculales; Papaveraceae
Exons: 2
Coding region: 1531-2607 (358 amino acids)
Source: RefSeq, a predicted model, not a curated record